Dendronephthya gigantea is the source of this 2034-nucleotide messenger RNA. Its product is annotated as aldehyde dehydrogenase, mitochondrial-like. Lineage: Eukaryota; Metazoa; Cnidaria; Anthozoa; Malacalcyonacea; Nephtheidae. The coding region runs from base 173 to 1753 and encodes 526 amino acids. The record is from RefSeq and is a predicted model, not a curated record. Gene Ontology annotation, molecular function: aldehyde dehydrogenase (NAD+) activity. The transcript is spliced from 14 exons.
AUGUGAAGUCAGUGAAGAACGUGCCGUUGUAAGUGUUGAUUACUGGCGGGGUGUAUUACCGUGUAUACCGUAGUAUCUCGUACUGUAGACUCUCGAAUUGCAGGAACGAAGAACCAAGAGUUCGAGACGAAGUUUUUACACGUCGCUUUGUGGUGAAUUUAAAUACCUGAGCAUGGCUUUCCUUCCAACAACCUUCAAUCUCACUGGUCGGGCCUUGAGGUCAACUGCAUAUCUUCCGAACGUAAUACGUAAAGCCCUUUUCUCUCAAACACAACUUAAAGUGGAUGCUAAUCCAGAAGUCAAAUAUAACCAAAUUUUUAUCAAUAACCAAUUUCAAGAUGCUGUAAGUGGUGAUACAUUUCCAACCAUCAAUCCUGCUACAGAGGAAAAAAUUUGCGAUGUUGCUGAGGGUGAUAAGGCUGAUGUUGAUCUAGCAGUCAAAGCAGCUCGAGAUGCAUUCAAACUUGGCAGUCCAUGGAGAACAAUGAAUGCUUCCGAUCGUGGCCAACUGUUAUAUCGGCUUGCUGAUUUAAUUGAAAGAGAUCGAGAAUAUUUAGCUAGUCUUGAAGCGCUUGACAAUGGCAAACCAUGGAAAGAUGCAUAUUCAAUUGAUCUCCAUCUAGCCUUGAGAUGUUACAGAUAUUUUGCUGGUUGGGCAGACAAGAUACAUGGGAAAACUAUUCCUUGUGACGGCGAUUUCUUUGCAUACACACGUCAUGAACCAAUAGGUGUAAUUGGACAAAUUAUUCCAUGGAACUUUCCUUUGUUGAUGCAAGCUUGGAAACUAGGUCCAGCUCUUGCUGCUGGAACAUGUAUUGUUAUGAAACUUGCAGAACAGACUCCAUUAACAGGACUUUACAUUGCAGCAUUAGCUGCUGAGGCGGGAUUUCCUCCUGGAGUUUUAAACGUUGUUCCUGGGUAUGGUCCAACUGCUGGAGCUGCCAUUUCGGAACAUUUGCUGAUAGAUAAGGUUGCCUUCACCGGAUCAACUGAGGUUGGAAAAUUAAUCCAAGAAGCCGCGGGCAGAAGCAACCUGAAGAAUGUCACUCUCGAACUUGGUGGAAAGAGUCCUAGUAUUGUGUUUGCAGACUGUGACAUAGAUAACGCAGUUGAAAUGAAUCAUAUUGGUUUGUUCCUGAAUCAAGGUCAAUGUUGUAUCGCUGGCAGCAGAAUAUUUGUUGAAGAAUCAAUUUAUGACGAAUUCGUUGCAAAGAGUGUUGCUAAAGCUAAAGCAAGAGUUGUCGGUGAUCCAUUUAACGACAAGACAGAUCAAGGACCACAGGUUGAUAAAGAACAAUUCCACAAAAUUCUGGAUUUAAUUGAAAGCGGGAAAAGUGAAGGGGCAAAGUUGGAAUGCGGAGGUGAUCGAAGUUCUGACAAAGGAUAUUUCAUACAGCCUACCGUCUUUACUGAUGUGCAAGAUAACAUGCGCAUUGCAAAAGAAGAGAUCUUUGGUCCAGUUAUGCAAAUAAUGAAAUUUAAAACAAUCGAUGAAGCAAUUGAACGAGCAAAUAACACAACGUAUGGCCUUGGUGCCGGCGUAUUCACCUCUAACCUAGAGAAUGCUAUAAUGACAUCACAUGGAGUCAGGGCUGGACUUAUUUGGGUUAAUUGUUACGACAUUUUUGAUUGUACCAUUCCAUUUGGCGGAUACAAGAUGUCUGGAUCCGGAAGGGAAUUGGGCGAAUAUGGGUUGUCGCAGUAUUCCGAAGUGAAAUCGAUCAUGACCAAGAUUCCACAGAAGAAUUCCUAGAAAGGAGAUUUGUUUGAAUAUAUCUUUUUUCCUCCAUUGACCAUACCAGAAUCUGCAAUUUGUAAUUUUUAGUAUCGUAACAAGUAUGUUGCGCCAGGUAUACAGCAAUGUGCAAUAAUUUAUCAACUAUGUUAAUGUAUUAUUUUAUAAUAUCAGGCUCUAGGAAUUAAAAGUAUUACUUUAAAUACAACGGAUUUUUCGCAUGCCUAUAAAUAGGUGAACACUUAGAUGUAAAUGGCUUGAUUAUUAUUAUUAUUAUUUAUGUUCUUUAAUAAUUGCUA